Molecule: messenger RNA, 1092 nt
Organism: Knipowitschia caucasica
Lineage: Eukaryota; Metazoa; Chordata; Actinopteri; Gobiiformes; Gobiidae
Source: the annotation of a GenBank genome assembly
AUGAACGGGCCGUACCAGACUGGAGACGUGUACAAAUGUUCGCUGAACGGGAGCGGCUGCACCAAACUCAACUUAGGAAGGAUAUCUCUGACCAACGUCUCAGAGCGCAAAGACAAGAUGAGGCUGGGCAUGACUCUGGCCUCCAACCCCAGAGACAACAGCUUUGUGGCCUGUGGUCCUCUCUGGUCCUAUGAAUGUGGCAGCUCUUACUACAGCACUGGUAUCUGCUCCAGAGUCAACGCCAGCUUCAAGUUCUCCAGGACCAUUGCACCGGCAUUUCAAAGAUGUGAGACCUACAUGGACAUCAUGAUCGUUUUGGACGGCUCUAACUCCAUCUACCCCUGGUUCGAGGUCCAGGCCUUUCUCAUCAACAUUCUGCAGAAGUUCUACGUGGGACCGGGUCAGAUUCAGGUUGGGGUGGUGCAGUACGGUGAGAAGGUGGUCCACGAGUUCCAGCUGAACGACUACAAAUCCGUGGAGGAAGUGGUGAAGCGAGCUCGAAGCAUCAACCAGAGAGGAGGAGAGGAAACCAACACCGCUCUGGGCAUCAACACGGCCCGUUUAGAAGGCUUCAAACACGGCAGCCGGCGCGGAGCCAAGAAGGUGAUGAUUGUGAUCACAGACGGAGAGUCCCACGACAGCCCGGACCUGCAGCAGGCCAUCGAGGAGAGCGAGAAGGAGGGCAUCACCCGCUACGCCAUCGCGGUGCUGGGCUACUACAACCGCAGAGGCAUCAACCCGGAGGCCUUCCUCAACGAGAUCCGCUACAUCGCCAGCGACCCAGACGACAAGCACUUCUUCAACGUGACCGACGAGUCCGCACUCAAAGACAUCGUGGACGCCCUGGGAGAGCGCAUCUUCAGCCUGGAAGGCACCAGUAAGAACGGCACAGCGUUUGGUCUACAGAUGUCCCAGGCUGGUUUCUCCGCACACACGGUGGAGGUGAGUCCAGGGAAGUCCACGGUGUCCAGACUGGACUUGCCUCAGGUCCAGCGAGUCCACGGUGUCAGACUGGUACUAGUCCCUCAGGUCCAGGGAGUCCACGGUGUCAGACUGGGACUUGUCCUCAGUCCAGGGAGUCCCCACGUGUAG